Messenger RNA from Amoebophrya sp. A120, 751 nucleotides. Lineage: Eukaryota; Dinophyceae; Syndiniales; Amoebophryaceae. The record is from the annotation of a GenBank genome assembly.
UGAGCUUACAGCACAAAUCAACGAAGAAACGAGAUGAGCGAACCAGUUGGAGGAGGAAGCCACACCCUACGUGUGGCUCCUUUUCUCAUCGUGUGUGAGUGAGUGCAUUGAUCUCAUAGUAGUGAAAAAAGCUACUUACUUAGAUAGAAUACUGCGAGCGCUUUUUCGAAAAGUCAGCCUCUUCGACUGCAGUGAUUGCGUUGAAUUGUAGGAGUAUUGCGGUUCGUGGCCGCCUCGGCGCCGACUAACGAGCGGAAGUGUUUGCGUUGUCCGUUUCGACACGGCGCGGCCUGCGUUCGCAGAUGGCGAGCAAUUUCAUGGCUGUCCCGAGCGCCUUGGCGUUAGAUGCCAAUAUCUUCGCAACGGAGCCGCCCAAGAGGACGCCGCCCGGCCGUCGCGCCUUCGUUCCCGGAUGCGGGAGCCUGCGGGCGCCACCGCUGUGCUCUUCCCCGUGGCAGCCCCUUCGGCGCUUGCCGCCCGGGGCUGGGCUCGGCUCGCCGCCUUGCGGGCCUUCCCUAACGACGGAGCCGCAGGAGCGCGCAGGCACGCCAGUCCUAAUGGGCCGGCUGGGCGCAGCAGGUGCGGACCAGCGGACUCAGCCCCGUGGGGCUCCGCGGCCGCCUCGUUUCCCAACGAGGGGCCCGCGCCUCGCCGUCCCGCCUGCGUGGCUGGCGCGUCCCUGUCAGCUCCUCGGUGUAAGCAUGUAAUAGUAAGCGUUGCGCUUGCGCCUGGUUCGUUUUGUCAGAGGUGA